AUGACCGAGUACAUCGGUCGUGUGCGGAUUGAGGAAGGCGCCUCGCUGCGCAUCAACCUCCUGCGUGCUGAGGACCAAGGCUGGUACGAGUGCCGCGUGCUCUUCCUCGACCGGCACAGCACUGACGCUGACUUCCAGAACGGCACCUGGAUCCACCUCACCGUCAAUGCACCCCCCACCUUCCUGGAGACCCCCCCUGCAUUUGUGGAGGUGAGGAACGGGACACUGAGCAUCGCUGUCGUGGAGCGUGCCAGUGCAGGCACUUACACCUGCCAUGCUUCCAGCGAGGAGGGCACCAUCACCCACACCACCCGUGUGCUUGUGCAGGGGCCACCCAUCAUCGUGGUGCCACCCCAGAACGUUACUGUCAACAUCUCCCAAGAUGCCUUUCUGGCGUGCCAGGCCGAGGCAUACCCGGGAAACCUCACCUACACCUGGUUCCAGGGCAGCAGCAACGUUUUCCACCUCAGCCGCCUCCAGACUCGGGUCCGUGUCCUGGUGGACGGGAGUCUCUUGCUCCAGCGAACAACCCCGGAUGAUGCCGGCAAAUACACCUGCAUCCCCAGCAACGGGCUGUGGAAGCCACCUUCUGCCUCGGCCUUCGUCACACUCCCUGGCUGGUCUGUGAGACCGGAUGGCUCCAUUGUCAUUGCAACGGGGAACGAUGAUGCUCUGGGAGUGUACACAUGUACCCCAUACAACAGCUACGGUACUGCUGGCGAGUCCCAGCCCACACGUGUUCUGCUGAAGGACCCCCCCGCCUUCACAGUGCGCCCCAAGGGGGAAUACUUCCAGGAGGUGGGCCGGGAGCUGGUGAUCCCCUGUCAUGGGGUCUGGGAGUGCACGGCUACCAACCAGGUAGCCAGCGUCAGCACCACCACUUCUGUCCACGUGCUGGGUACCAGUCCUCAUGCUGUCACCAACGUCUCUGUGCUCCCGCUCCUGCUGGCAGCCAAUGUCUCCUGGGAGCCAGGGUUUGAUGGAGGUUAUUUCCAGAGGUUCAGCGUCUGGUACACACCACUGGUGAAGCAUCCGCCCCGGGCCCAUCAUGACUGGGUGUCACUCUCAGUGCCGGUGGGGGCUCAACACCUCUUGGUGGAGAAUCUGCAGCCAGACAUGAGCUACCAGUUCAGCGUCCUGGCCCAGAACAAGCUGGGCAGCGGCCCCUUCAGCCAGAUUGACGCCUUCUACGAGUUCCGACUGGUGGCCUUUGCUGGCAGCUACAUCAGCGAUCCCAGCAAUACGGUGAACGUCUCCACAGCAGGCAUGGAGGUGUAUCCGUCUCGCACUCAGCUGCCAGAGCUCCUGCCGCAGCCGGUGCUGGCCGGGGUCAUCGGGGGGAUCUGCUUCCUCAGCGUGGCUGUCAUCUUCAGCACCAUGGCCGCCUGCAUCAUGAACCGCCGGCGUGCUGCCCGCAUCCAGAAGCGAAGGCAAGAUCCACCACUCGUCUUCUCCCCCAGCAAGAAGCUUCUACCUCCACACAAUUCUCAUGGCUCUGGUAGCCCAGACAGCACUGUGAAGCUGAAGCUGCAGCCGUCUCCCUACCGGAGCUUGCGCCAGACGCUGCUGUGGGGGGCUGGGGGUUCCCUGCAGCACACGGGGCAGACGCUGUGCCCGGACUCCAUUGACACAUGUGCCAACGCCAUCUCCCCCCCAGCCACUGCUUUCCUCAAGCCCCCCAGGCUGCCGGUGGGUCCUGCCAAGGCCUCGCUGCCUGGCAGUGCUGCCUGGCCCAGCUCCCCCAGCCCUGGGGCCAGCCCGGGGCCCCCCACCCAGUCAGCUCACCGCCUCCCUGCUGGUGGUGGUAGGACUGAAGCUGUGCCCUCAACUGGCACCGCAGAGCCCAGCUGGGCACCAUGUGGGCCCCUGGAUCCUCCCCCCCUGGAGAAGCUGCCACGGGGCAGUUUGACCAGCCAGAGCAGCGGCCGGGGCAGCGCCUCCUUCCUGCGGCCUCCCUCACUGGCACCGUCCCUGGGGGGCAACUGCCUGGGCACCCCCCUCGGGGACAGGGGCAGCUGGCACAGCAGAGGUUCGGUGGCGGAGGAGGGCAGGGCGAGGAUGAAUCCAGCCCUCGGUGGCACCGGAAAGAGGAGGAACACCUCGGUGGACGAGAACUAUGAGUGGGACGCGGAGUUUGCCCUGGAGUCAGACAUCCUUGAGGCGCUGCAGCUCUACCGCAGGGUCCAAAUCGCCCUCUGUUACCCCCUGCCUCCCCUGGCCGAGUCCUUCCAGAAUCCUGCCCCUGUGUCACCGUUUUCAUGA
Molecule: messenger RNA, 2262 nt
Organism: Pygoscelis adeliae (Adelie penguin)
Lineage: Eukaryota; Metazoa; Chordata; Aves; Sphenisciformes; Spheniscidae
Gene: IGSF9
Product: immunoglobulin superfamily, member 9
Exons: 19
Coding region: 1-2262 (753 amino acids)
Biological process (GO): cell-cell adhesion
Molecular function (GO): protein binding
Source: RefSeq, a predicted model, not a curated record